Molecule: messenger RNA, 2465 nt
Organism: Moneuplotes crassus
Lineage: Eukaryota; Ciliophora; Spirotrichea; Euplotida; Euplotidae
Source: the annotation of a GenBank genome assembly
AGAAAAUGUAUGAAUAUCGGUUGAAACAGAUUUGAAAGGAUUCUCAAAAAGAGUUCAAUAGUCUAUUCCAACGCAGUAGAAGUAAGAAGUUGUUUACCAACUUCUCUGACUACUCUGAAGGAGAUAUAUACAACAACAAGAAUAUGCAGAUAGAAGGGUUGAUUAAUACAUCAAAAGUGGAGAAGAAGAUUGAAUUGCUCGAAGGAAAAGCUAAUCGCAUCUCCCAGCUUGAUGGCCCCAAUAGCUCAUAUUUUCAAGCAUUCAGCGGCGUCCAAGUUGAUAAAUCAAUGUCUCAUAUUAAUGAAGGCAUUGAGCUAUCGACUGGCCGCCAAGAGGAAGAAUCGAAGGAAAACAAAGAUAUUCAAGAUAUUGUCGCAAGACAGACCAGUCCAGAAAUACAACUUGAAAGGAAAGAAGAAAGAUUAACUAAGCGACAGGAAAAAUAAGAAAUGGAAUAAAAUUGUGGCUUUUAUGAGGAAAAAUCCUGAAAUUUUAAUAGAUCUCCUUGCAAUCAAAAAGCCGAAAAAGAUUGAGCAUCAUGAAUAUCAAAGGUUCGAUCAAGACUAUCCCUAUAUGGAGAGUAACGCCGAUCAUGUCUCGAUUCCUACUCAAUAUUUUUAUAGUAACUCUCGGUCAUUGAAAUCAGGGUACAAAAGUGAGAAUCUCAAGAAAAGUUCUCACCCAAAUGUGCAUGAGAAGCCUGCAGCUCAGAUCCUGCGGUCAAGGAUGAAACAGAGGACAGCUGUAAAAAGUAACAGGAGGCCUCUCCAGCAAUUUAGCAAACGAAGUUCCCAAAAAGUAAAUGAUGAAAUGUAUUUUGCUAAGAAUAAAGAUAGUCACAAUCAAGUUGAUCCUAGGAGCAAGACCAACUGGAAAGGCAUCGAAAGAAGGAAGAAAACAAUCGAACACAAAAAUGACAGUUUUCAUAUGGAUUUUAGGAGUAAAUCCAUGAAAAGAGGUCAAAAGAGAAUCAGCCAGAUGCCCUUACAUAAUAGCUCUCAUGAAGGUGGUCUGAAGGAAGGCAAAUUUCCACGCAUCAAUAAUGAGAAAAUAAAGAACUCUGCUUUGAAGAGCAGUAAGAAAGUCAACCCAAAACAUACUCUGAGGAAUAAGACUGCUUAUAAUCAGAAGAGAAAAGGGGAACCAACAAAGAAAUCUUCUGAUAAUACAGGUUCACAAAUCAACACAAAUAAGAGCGAUGCUAAAAGUCUGAAGAAAUCUGAACCUAAUGAGUCUAAGAUUAUUACUGGUUCUGUAAGGAUCACUGGAAGUCAGCCCACCAAUAUCAAGGAAGAUCAUAUUGCAACUAUCCCUGAAGUUAAGGAAGGAGUUGAGAAAGGCAAAGAAGAGGAUGCAAAAGAUGAUGCUUCAAAACCAGACCAGUGAAAUCUUGACACUAUUCAUACCAGAAAUGCUUACAACGAUGAUCCAAAUUAUUCUGCAUCAGUUAAAGUAGUUACAGCCAAAGAGAAUCCAAGUAUUUUUGAGCUCCAGAACAAAUCUGCAGAUUCAAAGAUGACUGAGACUGCAAAAUUAGGAGCUGAGAAUGCUCAGACAUUUGCUAAGCAAGAGCUAACUCCUCGGAAGAUAGAAGAAGAGAAUAUCUCUGGAAAUACCAGUAACAUCGAUGCUUCAGAUAGCAGGUAUAUUAAGUCCUCAGUGAAUGGAAGACUCGAGUCCUUUAGAGAUAGUAAGAUCUCAGUAUCUUCAAAUUUGCCAGACUGGAAAUAUUCAGGAUUAUACAAACUAUUCAUUAUUCAGUAUGAGAAGGACUCGAAGGGAUACCCUAAGAUUGAAUAUGGAAACCUCAGCCUGACCACCUUGGAGCAUACACUUUCAGAAUUUGUGUAUCUCAACUAUUUAAGAGAGAAUGGUAAAGCUCCAGAAAAGGCUGAAGAGAUCUUUAAUGAUGCUAAGGCGCAUUCUACGCUUAAAUAUAUCAGGCUAGGAAUGAAAAGUGAAACUGAUAGACCAGUCGAAGCUGAUGACUCCUCUUCAGAAGGAGGGUACAGAAAUGAAAAUGAAGAAGACUUCACAUCAAAUUGUUUAAAACACUUCCAGGUUGGCAUGUCAACUCUGAAGUACGUCAUGGGACUCCUGAAUUUACAUAAGAACUACACAAAAAUAGUCCAUGCUUACCGGACUGACUCUGUAGAAGACUCAAUGAAGUGCCUGUUGCGAUGCAAAUAAGAUCUAUGAUGGGAUUGAUCUUCUGGGAGAAAUCUUCCUGUUGGUAAAACAUGCUCAAGAAAUCAGAAAGUUUUGUAAAAAGCAAGAGAACAUAGAGAAAAUACAACUGAAUAGUAUUAACAUUGAAGAUAUGGUUGAGCAAUUAAAUUCUAGCUUAGGCAAGAAGAUCAGUCUAUUCUGAGGAGAUUAUGGCAGACUAUGCAGAAACAGUAGAUCAGUCGAAGAGAAAAUUUUGAUAUGUGACCAAGAAUAUUGCUCGAUUUAGUAAGUUAAGU